Messenger RNA from Amphibalanus amphitrite, 4080 nucleotides. RefSeq names its product helicase SKI2W-like. Gene Ontology annotation, cellular component: Ski complex. The transcript is spliced from 23 exons. Gene Ontology annotation, biological process: nuclear-transcribed mRNA catabolic process, 3'-5' exonucleolytic nonsense-mediated decay. Bases 57 to 3719 code for a protein of 1220 amino acids. The record is from RefSeq and is a predicted model, not a curated record. Gene Ontology annotation, molecular function: ATP binding; RNA binding; RNA helicase activity. Lineage: Eukaryota; Metazoa; Arthropoda; Thecostraca; Balanomorpha; Balanidae.
GAUCGAAGUCACGUUUUGUUGCGAAACCGGUUUGGGUUAUAUUUAUUUAUUUAAUUAUGGGGUCUGUUCGUCCUCCCUCGGUGGUGCCGCUGGAGGAGAGGACGGAACAGUUUCUCACCAGUCCGGAUGGCCUUCCUAUCCAUGACUUCAGGUACUGCCAGGAGUAUGUGGCUCCGGCGGUCAACUAUGCAGACUUGCUGGCCACCGAGCGCAGUCCAGUGGCCACUAUGCUGCAGGUGGACCGUGACCCGACCACAGGUCGCGUGCUGACCUUCUCCGAGGUGCCGAUCGACGCCGCUGAGCUGGGCCGGACCGCGCACAACUCGUUCUCGUUCCGCCGGGCGCCCGGUCCGCCGGAGCAGGACGUCCGUGGAGACGUGGCCAACUUCCCGUUCUGGCCGGGAGGCAGCCUGGAGGCGCCGCCGCCACCGCCGGCCGUGGCCGAGCUGGAUACCCUCCUGCCCGAUGAGUACCUGACCACGGCGCCGGGUCUCUCCGAGGGCCUCUCUCUGCCCUCCCUGACGGACCAGCUCGACGCCACCCCGGCCGCCGCUCCGGUCUCCUCCGGGCCGGAGCCGGAGCCGGCGGAGCUCGGGUACGACUGGGUCUGGCAGCGCCCGGAGGGGGAGCAGCCGGUGGCAGAGAUGGCAGAGUGGGACCGGGAGGCGGCGGCGGCGGCGGACCAGGCGGACGGGGAGCAGCAGGCCGCAGAGCUGGAGGCCGCGCUCAAGCCGGAGCCGGCGCUGGUGCUCUCCACGGCAGCCGCGUCGGACGCCCGCGCCCGCUCGGGCCGCGCGCUGCGCUCCUCUCAGUGGGCAGAGGAGGUGGACAUCAGCCGUCCUGUGGAGGACUUUCACCGGCAGGUGCCCAACAUGGCGCACCGCUACCCCUAUGAGCUGGACACCUUCCAGAAACUGGCCAUUCUGCACAUGGAACGUGGUGAGAGUGUGUUUGUUGCCGCGCACACCUCCGCGGGAAAGACGGCGGUGGCAGAGUACGCCAUCGCCCUCUCACAGAGGAACGGCACCAAAGCCGUUUACACAUCACCCAUCAAGGCGCUAUCGAACCAGAAGUUCCGCGACUUCAAGAACAGUUUCACUGACGUGGGGUUGCUGACGGGCGACAUUCAGAUCAACAAGGAGGCGUCCUGCCUGAUCUGCACCACUGAGAUCCUCCGCUCGAUGCUCUAUAACGGCAGCGACCUGAUCCGUGACCUCGAGUGGGUCAUCUUCGACGAGGUGCACUACAUCAACGACCCGGAGCGCGGUGUGGUAUGGGAGGAGUCUCUGAUCCUGCUCCCGGAGACGGUCGGCAUCGUCCUGCUCUCGGCCACCGUCCCCAACACACUGGAGUUCGCCGACUGGAUCGGGUCCAUCAAGAAGCGUAAGGUGCGCGUUAUCAGCACGCUGAAGCGUCCGGUACCGCUGGAACACUUCCUGUACACGGGGCAGGGCGGCAAGUCGCGAGACGACCGCUUCCUGGUGCUCGACUCGCGGGGACAGUUCUCCCGGCCCGGCUACAUCAAGGCAGUGGACGCCAAGACCAAGGCCUCCUCCAAGUCGGGCGGCGGCGGUGGCGCCGGCCGGGGCGGCCGCGGCGGCGGGCGGGGCGGGCACGGCGGCGGCUCCGGCAUCACCCCGCAGCAGGAGCGGAACACCUGGGUGGGCCUGGUGGACCACCUGCGGCGCGCCGACCUGCUGCCCGUCGUGGCGUUCACCUUCUCCCGGGCGCGCUGCGACGCCAACGCUGCCUCGCUGACCUCUCUGCAGCUGACCUCGGAGCGCGAGAAGGGCGAGAUCAGGAUGUUCUUCAGCCGGUGCGCCCAGCGGCUGGCGGCCGCCGACCAGAAACUGCCGCAGGUGACCCAGAUGGCCGAGCUGCUGACCCGCGGCGUGGGCGUCCACCACAGCGGCAUCCUGCCCAUCCUGAAGGAGGUCAUCGAGAUGCUCUUCCAGCGAGGACUGGUCAAGCUUCUGUUCGCCACGGAGACGUUCGCCAUGGGCGUCAACAUGCCGGCGCGGACGGUGGUGUUUGACUCGAUACGAAAACACGACGGCAGGAGCUUCAGGACGCUAUUGCCCGGCGAGUAUAUCCAGAUGGCGGGACGGGCGGGCCGGCGCGGUCUGGACCCCACCGGGACGGUGAUCGUGCUAUGUAAACACGAGGUGCCCGAGGAGUCCGAGCUGCACAACAUGAUGCUCGGCCGUCCAACGAAGCUGGUGUCGCAGUUCCACCUGACGUACAGCAUGAUCCUGAACCUGCUGCGCAUCCAGCAGCUUCGCAUCCAGGACAUCAUGAAGAGUAGCUUCGCCGAGACCGGCACCCAGAAGAACAGGGCCGAAAACGAGAGGCGGCUGGCCAGUUUACAGGAGCAGUCGGAGAAGCAGAAGCCGGCCAUUGACAAGUCGUGUCGGGACAUUGAGGACUUUGUCACACUCUGCCGGGACUACCUGCAGAUGAGAGACAGUGUCAGGGAGCGUCUGUACGCGUCCAACGCGGGCGUCAAGGCGCUGGAGAACGCCGGUCAGAUCGUCACCUUCUCCACCGAGCGGCUAUCACGGCGACUCGGCGUCAUACUGCAGGUGCACCGCGGCGGCUCGGGCUCGUUAGGCGGCGGCUCGGGCACCGUUCAGUUCACCGUGCUCGCCUGCGACGACGACGUCCGGCCGGAGGGCACCUCUCCGCUGGCCUGGAGGAUGCGGCAGGCCGUCAGCGAGGCGGUGUACGAGCCGAGCGGGCCGGCUUCGUAUGGGCUGCACACCAUACAGCGGGCGCAGGUCGACCUCAUCAUGGCUAGGGGCGUGAAAGUGGAGGCUGUGAAGGUGGUGGACGACGUCAAGAAGCGGCAGCUGGCGCGGUUCGCCGACAACCCGCCGUCUCCGUCCUGCGCGCUGGCCAUCCGGGAGCUGGUGGCCGCGGCCGGCGGGCCGGCGCGGCAGCUGCACAACAACCAGCUGGAGCUGGCCGACGACCUGAUCAGCCUGGAGCGGCUCCGGGCGCGCCUACUGGAGAUGGAGUGUCUGCUCAGUCCCAGCUUCCACGACACGUUGGAGGCGGUGUGCCGGCACCGGCUGCUGUUGGAUCAGCUGAACGACAUCAAGUUCCAGCUGUCGGACGAGUCCCUCUCCCUGCUGCCCGAGUACUGCCUCAGAGUGGACGUCCUCAAACGGCUCGGCUAUGUCGACAGCGACAACGUCGUGAAGCUGAAGGGCCGCGUGGGCUGUCAGAUGGGCUACCGGGAGAUGCUGGUCACCGAGCUCGUUUUCCACGACGUGCUCACGGGCCGAGAGCCGGCGGAGAUCGCCGCCCUCCUCUCGGCGCUCGUGUUCGAACAGAAACGCUGCAGCGAGCCCAACCUGACGCCUGUACUCGAAAAGGGAAAACUGGAGCUGACGGAGAUCGCGGCUCAGAUCGACGCGUGCCAGCACGAGUGUGGCCUGAACGAUGCCGAGAAACACGAGGAGAUGCUCAACUUCGGCCUGGUCGAGGUCGUCUACGAGUGGUCCAGGGGCAUGACGUUCAGCGCCAUCAUGCAGCUGACGGACGUACAGGAGGGAAUCAUCGUGCGCUGCAUUCAGCGGCUCGACGAGACGCUCCGUGACGUCAAAAACGCGGCGAGGACCAUCGGAAACCCCACGCUCUACGAGAAGGCCGGCGAGGCGAGCACCUCCAUCAAAAGGGACAUUGUGUUCGCUGCCAGCCUCUACACGCAGACGUGAUAAGAGGCAGGGGUCGGGUUAGGAAUAUCCCAUGCCUCCUGUGGGCGAGACUGCCAGCGCCGCUUUGGCUGUGUUCCCUGGAUAAUAAUGUGUUGUGUUUGUGGUUAACGGUUAAUCAUGCGUACCGAUCUGCGUGAUGUGUUGUUUCUGGUAUACCUCGUGCUGGCCAAUUACCAGUUACUGUGUUGACUGUUGAGUUCAUUAUCUACAUUUUUGAGGUGCUGUGUCGCAGGAACUUGUUUGACCCUACUUCGGAGGAUGCUUACGAGACUGGCGUUAACACGAUGGCAAGGUUGUAAAAAUCAAAUGUUUGCAAUGAAAUGAUGGAAUGGUCAAUGGAAUAAAAAUGAUUUACCGAAAA